UCUUGGUUUGUAGUUAUUGAUAUCCGUUUCAAUGUUUUGAGUAAAUUAAUUUCAUAAAUAUUGCAUACAAUAUUUGCUUUCCGUUUUAUUUUAUUAUCAUGGAUGAAGAUAUUCGUACAGUUUGGUGUGGAAAUUUAAGUGAGAAAGUAACAGAAGAAAUUCUGUAUGAAUUAUUUUUACAGGGUGGUCCCGUACAAAGAGUUUCUAUUCCUAAAGAUCGUGAUGGCAGGCAAAGAUCUUAUGGAUUUAUAACUUAUAAACAUAUUGAUUCUGUAUCGUAUGCUUUAAAUCUAUUUGAUGGAACAGUACUAUUCAAUCGUCCCCUUAGUAUGAGCACCAGGAAAAAUGCAGAAUUACCACUUAUUAAUAAUACACCAGAUCAUUUUAUGAAUAUUAAUCAUUUGCUUCAGUUAGGCCAACAAAUGGUGUUAGGAAAUACUAUGUAUCAGAUACAAUCAGACUCAUUUCAAACAAACAUGUCAUCAAACACAGUUUUACAUACGAAAAAAAUAGACACUUAUAAAGAUGAUAGAAUGUCGCGACGCGCACAUCCAUAUCAUAGAAAACAAACUCAAAAUGAUAGCCGCUAUACAGAUCAUAGGUCUAAAAGUAAUUAUAGUAAUCACAGAUCAAAUGACUAUUCUAGACGUGAUUAUAAACGCAAUAGGCGUGAUUAUCGUUAAUAUUUUUCGAAUACAGAAACGAAUAAGGAAUAUAAUAAUUUCUAUUGUUAUAAAUGUUUAAAUUAAUGUGCAUUUGUGCAACUUCAGUGAUUUAAAUUUACAAAGUUCUAUUUAAAAGAUAAUAUUUGUACAACUUUAUAUUUUAUACUACCCUGAUAAAUUUGUAAUUAAUUUAUAAAAGGAAUCUAUUUUAUUUUAUAAUUCGUGUACAAAAAUAGCAAUAAAUUAAAGUUAAUUAAAUUACAUCUUUCUUCCAUAUAUUAUGUUAGUCUUUAAUUAUGUGGUAAUAGUCACGAGGUUUAUAACAUUUUUUGUUGUCUAUUUCAAUUUUUGUGUUCUGUUUAAUUAUACGCGCUGCUUUUUCGGCAAGCAUUAUAACUGCGGCAUUAAUAUUACCACUUGGUAAAACUGGAAGUAUAGAUGCAUCGACUAUGUACAAAUCUUUUGUAUUAUAAACUCUACAAAAAGUACUUUUUAUAUUAUUUAUAAAAAAACAUAAUUAUAUAUUUAAAACUGCUUAAUUACCUAUACAUUUGAUCGACAACGUCGCCCAUACGACAUGUACCGGCAGGAUGAUACGAAGUUAAAGUUAAAUGUUGUAUAUAACAUUCCCAAUAUUUUGUACUAUCAAAUAUUUCAUUUUCACAACCAGGAAAAUGUUUUUCAUAAAUAGAUGCACCAAUACUUUUCAUGGCAUCUGUUCCAACAAGGUUUUUUACAAAUUGUAAUCCUAUAAAGUUUAAUGCGUGUAUAAUUUCAUCAUAAAUAUAUGAUAAUUCAUAUAAUUGUA
Molecule: messenger RNA, 1473 nt
Organism: Osmia lignaria (orchard mason bee)
Lineage: Eukaryota; Metazoa; Arthropoda; Insecta; Hymenoptera; Megachilidae
Product: splicing regulator RBM11
Biological process (GO): regulation of alternative mRNA splicing, via spliceosome
Cellular component (GO): nucleus
Molecular function (GO): single-stranded RNA binding
Source: RefSeq, a predicted model, not a curated record